GAAGAUUUUAGUAGUUAAUACAUCAUCUAAUUUCCUUACUCAAUACUUUUUUUUUUCCAUUUAAUACUUGUAAGGAUUAUUCAGUUCAACUCAAUUCACUGAUAUACAUCUAAGCUAAUAAUUUAUACAAGAUGUCUGCUAAUAAAAGAAUUGCCUUGCCAGCUCGUGUGGAACCAAAAGUGUUCUUUGCUAAUGAACGUACUUUCCUUUCUUGGUUAAACUUUACCGUUAUUUUGGGUUCCCUUGGUGUUGGUUUGCUUAACUUUGGUGAUUCAGUUGGAAGAAUUUCUGCUGGUCUUUUUACAUUCAUUGCCAUGCUUACCAUGGUCUAUGCCUUGGUCACUUACCACUGGAGAGCAAAGGCCAUCAGAAUGAGAGGUUCUGGUCCAUAUGAUGACAGAUUUGGUCCAACCAUGUUAUGUUUCUUCUUGUUAAUUGCUGUUGUUGUUAACUUCAUCUUAAGAAUCAGAGCUUAAGUAUUCCAAAACAGAACUAGAUUAAUCCCUAGCAGAAUAUCUUUUCAGUUCUUCUAGCUUAUUAUCUCA
This is a messenger RNA of [Candida] anglica, 545 nucleotides long. Lineage: Eukaryota; Fungi; Ascomycota; Pichiomycetes; Serinales; Debaryomycetaceae. The record is from the annotation of a GenBank genome assembly.